AUGGCCGGCUGCAGGCGCUUCCAUGCGAGCAGUGGCUGCAGCCUGUUCCUGGCUGAUGACCCGGCCUCGGGCGUGCACCUCGGCGUGGAAGGUGGGAUACUCUGCCAGCUCCUCCGCUCUCCAGAUUACAACCUUUUCGCCAAGUCGGCAGUGUUUGAAAGUAAUUUCAUCCAGGUGACGAAGCAGGGGAACUGGGUGGAUAUCCAUAACGCCCCCACACUGGUGACUCUGGGGGUGACGUCCUCAGAGCCCUGCCUACCCCUCCCCAAUGUGCUCCUGAUCGCCAGGCUCGCAGUGCUGGGAGAAAGCCCCCUCGGGAGGGCGGACCAGCCCCAGGAGCCCUCCAUGGCCCUUAGCAGGCUUCUUCCGUUGAGAUAUGUCAGACUGUCGGUGCAGGACAGCAGCCGGCGCCUGCUGCGGGUGCAGGUGGUCACGGGGAAGGUUUAUUACCUGCGGCUGCACCAGGCACACCCUGACGCUGUGUUCUCGCUCUGGAGCCGGCUGGCGGACAUCCUGCAGCGGGGGCUCUCCAUCACCACCAAGGACCCCGCCAUCCAUGUCCCGCACAGCCUGGUGCUCAGUGCGGGCAGCUCCUCCACCAGCUCCCCUGCACAGCUGGUGCCUGAUUCGCAACCGCCCUCGGGAGCCAGUCGCAGCGUGGUGGCAAGGAUGGGCAAGCGAUUAUCGGGGACACUCUCCCAUCUCUCAGGAGCAGCUCUGGGGAAAACGGAGAAAGACAGCUCAGUCCAGAGAAGACUCUUCUCCUGGAAUCUUACGGCUCGGAGCAAAUCUCCUGCCAGGGAAGAGGAAUCGGGUGCCCCAAGCUGGUCAGGAGGGAAGCUGGCGAUGUGUGAGCGGUGCCAGCGGGACAGGCCGAGCGACACAGGAGAGAGAGCCAGCCUGAGGACAGCCCUGCGGUGGUUAGACACUAAGUGCCACGGACUCUGGGAACGAGACACACCUGCUGGGCUGCUGCCCCUGUCCCGGCUCAGCAGCUUAGUAGCUGCAGGUCGGCACUAGGGAC
Molecule: messenger RNA, 1024 nt
Organism: Gopherus flavomarginatus (Mexican gopher tortoise)
Lineage: Eukaryota; Metazoa; Chordata; Testudines; Testudinidae
Product: Golgi associated RAB2 interactor protein 1A-like
Exons: 6
Coding region: 1-1020 (339 amino acids)
Cellular component (GO): nucleus
Source: RefSeq, a predicted model, not a curated record